Messenger RNA from Xiphias gladius (swordfish), 3394 nucleotides. RefSeq names its product transferrin receptor 1a (gene tfr1a). Bases 184 to 2496 code for a protein of 770 amino acids. The record is from RefSeq and is a predicted model, not a curated record. Gene Ontology annotation, molecular function: transferrin receptor activity. Gene Ontology annotation, cellular component: external side of plasma membrane. Lineage: Eukaryota; Metazoa; Chordata; Actinopteri; Istiophoriformes; Xiphiidae. The transcript is spliced from 18 exons. Gene Ontology annotation, biological process: transferrin transport; intracellular iron ion homeostasis.
CACGGCGACGCGUAGGCUAACGCUCAGUAUAACUGCAUGGAGGAUGGUCAAGGGCAACGCCACCUGCUGAAAGAGAGCAGCCCACAAGGAAGCAGCAAGGAGCGGACCCUCGUGUCGGCGGCUGUCACAGACGUACCCGGUUGGCUUGAGCUGUGUUGAAGAGAAGUACCCUAUCAAGCAGUGAUGGACCAAGCAAGGUCAACGAUAUCCAAAAUUUUUAAGGGGGAGCCACACUCCUACACACGUUUCAACUUGACACAGAACAUGGAAGGUGACAAUAGCCAGGUGGAGAUGAAGCUGUCGUCCGACAUGGAUGAGGAAGUUGGAGGAAAUGGAGUGGGAGACCAUCUCAAUCACAACUCCAACCGCAAACCCUAUGUGGCUCAGAAGUUUGGACGCACACCCAAGAACCUCUGCUUCACGGCAGCAGCAAUCCUCCUCAUCUUCAUCAUCGGGUACUUGAUUGGCUACCUGGUCCAUCGCAAAAAGGACUUGGCUCCCAGCCCUGCAGUCCCUGUGGUCCCUUUUGAACAACCUGUGUCCCAUGAGACAGGUGCUGCCCCCCUCAUGGACUGGGAUGAUGUCAAAAAGCUCUUGUCUAACCAACUCAGUGCAACAAAAUUUGAACCUGUCUUCAGGGAGUUUACCAGUGUCAGCCACCGAGCUGGUUCUCCUGGUGAUGAAGCUCUGGGGAACAAGAUAUUCCAGAAGUUUAAAGAAUAUAACAUGGACACCUGGACUGAUGAGCACUUUGUUAAGGUUCAGGAUCCCCCAGCUUCUGGCUAUAACAGAUUUGUUUUCAAGAAUGGGAGGGAGGAGCGUCCAAAUGGAUUCCUGUCCUACAGUGCCAGUGGAACAGCAACGGGUGCUGUUUUGUAUGCACACUUUGGGCGGGAAAAUGACUUCAAGUUGCUGCAGGACAAGAACAUCGACCUGAGUGGCAGGGUCAUGCUGAUCAGAGCUGGUAGGAUCAGUUUUGCCGAGAAGGUAGCCAAUGCUGCCAAAAUGAAUGCCUCUGCUGUGUUGAUCUGCCCUGACCCCAAUGAUUACUCUGUCGGAGACACCACUCAGCUCUUUGGACAUGUCCAUAUGGGUUCAGGUGAUCCCUACACUCCAGGCUUCCCCUCCUUCAACCACACCCAGUUUCCUCCUGUUCAGUCUUCAGGCCUGCCAAAAAUCUUGGCUCAGACCAUCACAAAGGGAAUGGCUAACAACAUUCUGAGGAACCUGGGGGGUCAGAGUGUGCCAGAAGCCUGGUCCAUCAGAUACAAACUGGGAGAUGAGAAUGAUGUUAUUACUGUGCAGGUGGAAAACGUUCUUACUGAGAAAAGGAUAAAUAAUGUCUUUGGAGUCAUCAAAGGCUUUGUGGAUCCAGAUCGGUAUGUGGUCAUCGGUGCCCAGAGGGACGCAUGGGGUCCAGGUUUUGCUGCAUCGACCGUUGGCACCAGCGUCCUUGUUGAGCUGGCUCGUUCAAUCUCAGACAUGGUGAAGAAUGAUGGAUUCAAGCCAAGGAGGAGCAUUGUGUUUGCCAGCUGGAGUGCAGGCGAAUAUGGGAGUGUUGGCGCCACAGAGUGGUUGGAGGGUUAUCUGUCUUCUCUGAGCAUGAAAGCUUUCUCCUACAUCAACCUGGAUGGUGUUGUAACAGGUCACAGUGGAUUUAAAGUAGCAGCCAGUCCCUUGUUGCAUAGCCUGAUUGAGAACACUAUGAAAGAGGUGAACUCCCCAAAAAAGUCUGGGUCUCUCUAUUCUCAAUUUGAAAUUGACAACUGGGAAUCACAGGUGUUGGAGCCUCUGAAGUUGGACAAUGCUGCAUAUCCUUUCCUUGCCUUUUCUGGCAUUCCCUCGGUCUCAUUUAGGUUCACCCCUGGUAACUCAGACUACCAGUUCUUUGGCACAAUGCUUGACGACCGGGAACAGCUGAACUCUGCCACGGGAGGCCUGGUUCCUCAGCUGGCUGAAACAGCGGCCCGCUUUGCAGGUCAAGUAGUGCUGAAGCUGGUCCAUGAUCAUCUGUUACGGCUGGACCUCGUGAAAUAUAGCAAGAUUAUACGUAAUCAUGUGGUUCAGAUCAAUAUGAACAUCAAUAACAUUCGCAGGAUGAAGCCCCAGCUGUUAACCAAGGCCCUGACUGCGCAGUGGUUGAUCUCAGCCUCUGGGUCCUACGGCCGCGCAUCUCGCAGCCUGGAAACAGACAUUCAGAACAGUGACCUGGAGGACAUCGAGAUGUGCCGCAUCAUCAAUGACCGCAUCAUGGCGGUGGAAAGGAACCUCCUUUCACCCUACGUGUCUCCCAGAGAGAAUCCUUUCCGCCACAUCCUGCUGGGCUCCGGCCCCCACACUCUCACAGCUCUGUCCAACCAACUCAAAGCUCUCAAGGCUGACGACCCCAACGCAGACGCCUUGUUCCGCAACCAGUUCGCCCUGGCAACGUGGACCAUUCAGGGCUGUGCCAACUCAUUAGCAGGGGACAUCUGGUCCUUGGAUAAUGAAAUAUAAAGAAAAAUCCCCCCCUCCUCCCUACCUUGUUCAUGGUUUGGCCUUCUUAUCACAACUGGCAGUGUGAAAACCAGUGGGCAGUUAGAAUUCACCAACAGUCCCAGUUACAGCUUUUUAAAUUAAUCUCAUUUAGGAAGUGUUAAAAGUGGAGCUUUUUCUAAAUGGAUACCAAUAUCACAGCCAUCGCCCAUUUCAAUAUUUCAGUGAUAAGGUGCCUCAUCUCCCUUCUUUCUGGAAUUCUCUUUAAAGCCAAAAAUCAGUGAUAAAAUGUACAUAAGCCUUCCGCCUUAACGAAAAAGUUCAGUAGGUCAUUCUCUUUUUUCCCCCCACUUUGGAAAGAGAAAAUCUUUAAUUUUAACAUGUGGUACUUAAAUUCCACAAUCUUGAACACUUUGGUGCUAGUAACAACUACCUUUUAUAUGCCCGUGUUAUGUGGCAAUACUACUUAAAUUGGUGUUACCCUUUGCAUGAGUAGAAUGUAGUGAAAGUUACGCUUUUUUUGGCACAGUAUCAGGUCAUAAUCACAGCAAGGACUGUGUAUGUCAGCUCAGAGGUUAAUAAAAAACAGAAAAGGGCAGUAUGAUAUAAUAAGCUAAUUUGUUUACCAUAACAAUUAUAAUUCAAAGCUGCUGGUAUUUCCACUGUUGUUGAAGCCUCAUGUUCAAACCUGAGCUGGUUUGUGUUGGUAGCUAUAAUUUCAUACUGUGCUGAAAUCUGCUACUGGACUGAUUGUCAGAGAUUCAGAGGUUGCUGAAAAGGACUGAAGAUUACUUACAAUAACACAGCACAUAACAAACCUAGAGGUAGAUUUGGGACAAUCAGCUGUUGUUACUGGCACUGUCGAACACACAAGCUUCAUUAAUCUUAAAAAAAAAAAAAAAAAAAAAAAAAGUCCUAA